Molecule: messenger RNA, 1144 nt
Organism: Drosophila persimilis
Lineage: Eukaryota; Metazoa; Arthropoda; Insecta; Diptera; Drosophilidae
Product: protein cutoff
Exons: 4
Coding region: 1-1128 (375 amino acids)
Biological process (GO): nuclear-transcribed mRNA catabolic process; NAD-cap decapping
Cellular component (GO): nucleus; cytosol
Source: RefSeq, a predicted model, not a curated record
AUGAUUUCUGAUGAAAUAUUAUUAAAUAUAAAACCUCACGUUAUUACCAAAGCGGACCGAUGUGACUUUCCAGAAUUUUCUAAGCCAGUGGCUCACGGCGGCUUCAGCUUAUCGCCAUAUGGAAAAUUUGAGAACAAUGCAAAUCGCUUGCGCUACGUAGUCGUUCCAAAAAUGGACAAAUUCCAAGUGCACCUGGGGGACUCUGAGCCGAGUCCUCCGCGAAGUUUACUCUUAUCGCAGCCAGGCUUGGACAACAUACUAUUGUACAUGGAGAGCACUGGGACAUCCCAUCUAAGCGCCAAACUGGAGGUGGAAGUCAGUUACGACAUUGUGUGCACCACCGAAGUUCUUGAACUAAUCUUGAGGACUCCCUACGAAAUGAAGGAGAACUGGACCCUCGCCGUGACCAAGUAUCGAAACACGAUUUACAUCAGCCCCGUGGUUCCUGAGGAUCUAAAAACUUCUCCUAUGAAGGAACUGAAUGCUGAUUGGCUCGCAAAGCUUCGUAGGCACUUCCUAUCCGAGAAUGCAAAUGCAAUGCCGAAACCAUGCGACCCAAUGGAACCGACUGGACAAUACAACGGAGUGUUUUCCUUCAGCAUAAAUGGCACACGUUUUAUUUUCGAUUCACCAAUUCUGGCCGAAGGUUUUUGCACAGGAAGUGACAGAAGUUCAAAUUUAGUCUUUACGGAGCUGCAGUUUCGCCAAGACAGUAUGAGCGUGGAUGAAUGGGCUACGCACAACCGUUGCGACGCCCUCAAGUGGUGGUCCAAGUGUUUUCUGGUGGGCAUCGAAAACAUUUACGUUGCUAAUGUUAACCGUCACACCAUCGCGCACACCAUUAACAAGCUAUCUGUGCGCCAACUUUGGAAGGACUGCGAAAAAGCCUGGUCACCGCAUGUCUGUGUCAAUUUCCUACUGCGGCUGGUGGACCAGAUUCGCGGCUUUAUGUCGGUAGUCGACUGCCCCAGGACCGUGUAUCUGUUGAAGUUUGAUGCUAGCCGGGGGGAGAUCUCGUACACAUCGUAUCUUGGCAGGAACCUGUAUACCUUCAUUCCCGAUUGGUUUCGCAUCAUGUUGGACGAGCGCAUGGAGGACUUUACCCCCACAACACUUCAUAAGAACUAAAGAAAAUAAUUUUUCA